Messenger RNA from Lytechinus variegatus (green sea urchin), 2776 nucleotides. It is a transcript of the gene ccnk, whose product is annotated as cyclin-K-like. Gene Ontology annotation, cellular component: cyclin/CDK positive transcription elongation factor complex; nucleus. The transcript has 9 exons. NCBI's taxonomy places the organism in Eukaryota, Metazoa, Echinodermata, Echinoidea, Temnopleuroida, Toxopneustidae. The coding region runs from base 201 to 2630 and encodes 809 amino acids. Gene Ontology annotation, biological process: regulation of transcription by RNA polymerase II; positive regulation of DNA-templated transcription, elongation. Gene Ontology annotation, molecular function: cyclin-dependent protein serine/threonine kinase activator activity. The record is from RefSeq and is a predicted model, not a curated record.
CUACGAUACCAUACUUGAACUUUGAAGAAGACCGGUGUCACACAGUGUUGCAACGAGUCUGUUUAAUUGCUACAAAUAUACCUUAUUUGCAUUGACCAAAUGCAUAUUCCGUCAUUUUUUCAUAUUCCACUGAAAAUUCUGUAACUAAAGAGAUACAAAGAAGGUUAUUCUGAGGAAGAGAGAAGAGAUAAGAUAUCAUCAUGCCUUGUUGGUAUUACGAGAAAGAGGAUCUGGAGAAUACGCCCUCUAUCAAGGAUGGGAUAGAUCCUGGCACCGAGGCUCGUUAUCGCAGAGAGGGCUCACGCUUUAUCAUCGAGGCCGGAACUACACAGAAACUACGUUAUGAUACCAUGGCUACUGGAGUUGUGUAUUUUCAUCGUUUCUACAUGUUUCAUUCAUUCAAGGAGUUUCCUCGAUAUAUCAUGGGGGCAGCCUGCCUGUUUCUUGCUGGUAAAGUUGAAGAAACUCCCAAGAAAUGCAAGGACAUCAUCAAGAUUGCCAAGAAUAUCCUUUCUGAGCAACACUUUGCUGCCUUUGGUGAUGACCCCAAGGAGGAGAUCAUGACACAUGAAAGAAUCCUUCUUCAGACUAUCAAGUUUGACCUUCAGGUGGAACACCCUUACAGCUAUCUCCUGAAGUACGCCAAGACAUUCAAAGGAGACAAGGAUAAGAUACAGAAGCUUGUUCAAAUGGCAUGGACCUUUGUAAAUGACAGUCUGUGCACCACAUUAUGUCUCCAAUGGGAACCUCACAUCGUAGCGGUGGGAUUCCUCUACUUGGCCGGUAGACUGUCCAAGAGUGACCUGAUGGACUGGUCAGGGAAGGCUACCAAGAACAGAUGGUGGGAGCAACUGACCGAGGACAUUUCCCUGGACAUCAUGGAAGAAAUUUGUCACAAGUUGCUAGACUUGUAUGCUGCUGGUCAGCACAAAGGACCUGGCUCUCAGGGUACUCCUACUAAGGCUCCUCCUAAAAGACCUAAACCAAAACCAGCCCAAGAUGGAGGCCACGGAGAUCCAAAAGCAAAGAUGAUCAAACAAGAACACCCGAGAGAGAAACAGAGACCACCACCUCCUCCUCCCCCAUCAAGUGGAUCGGCUCCCCCAUCUCAUCCUGCUCAUGCUGCUGUUAAACAUGAAAGGCGCCAAGCAUCACCGGCACCACCUCCUCCUCCCCGUGCGCAUACCAGUGGAUAUCCAUCAUCUAGUACUCACCACCCCCAUCAGGGUCCUUCAGCCCCACCACCACCACAGCAACCUGCUCACCAGCAGGCACCACCUCAUCAAGCACCGCCAAUCCAGGCACCUCCUCACCAAGCACCUCCACAGCAGGUACCUCCUCCACAGGCACCACAUGUCCCUCAUCAGGUACCACACCCAGCCCCACAUUUACCAGCACACCCAGUAUCUACACCAGUCCCCCCUCCUGGGGCACCGCUGCACCAGCCCCCUCCAACCCAGCACCAUCAACCCCCAGUUGGGCAUCAUCAACCACCCCAACAAACUGUACCAACCCCUGCACCACAGGUCCCACCACCACCGGCUACAGUGGCGCACCCAAAUCCUUAUCAGCAGGUACCAGCCUACACACCCCAGAAUCCCCCUGCAUCUACAUUUGCAGCACCUCAAUACAGUAAUCCGCACUAUUCCACUGGAUCUGUACAGCCACCCACUUUUCCACCAGCCACAAAACCUCAACCAGUGAUUCCCCCUCCAGUACCCAUUCCAGCCCCUGCUCCAGCACCUGUUCGAGCUCCACCUCCUGCUCCAGGUCCUCCUCCCGUCUCAAGUUCAGGCCAUCAGCCAUCUUCUCAGCCACCAUAUCAGAUACCAGGGCAGUUUAUGAAUCACCCUCCACCUCCAACUUUACCACACACCUACACCAGGCCGCCACCAGUGACGACACCAGCCCAACAGUACCAACAGCCGCCGCCUGCACCUUCAGCUGUACCCCAGCAACCACCCAUGUACCGGCCACCUCCACCACCUGCAAGACCGCCAGCACCAGGAAUACCCCAAACGACACCUAGCAUGCCACCACAGUUUCCUCCUCGGCAAUUACCUCCAGUGCAGCUGCCUCCAAAUCAAGCACCACCCAGCUUACCCAAUCAGUAUCAACCUCCUACACCUCCUAUUCCUACUCCUCCUACCAGUCAGUAUCGGCCUCACACGCCACCAGUGUCCCAUCCAGCAGCGCAACCCCAGUACAGCUUCUCAAGAUCCCAGUCAGGGGAGACACCCACAGCAACUCCUCCUGCCCCUCCUCCUCCCGGCAUAGCACCACCCAACUACAGACCGCCACCCAGCGGCCAGCCAGCACCCGGUCAGCCCCCUGUUGAUGAGUCCAUGAUGAGUAUUGCCCAGGAAUAUGCUGCCAAGCAGCUCCAGAGUAUGGGGGUGCCUCGCAGUGUGGCCAUGCAACCGGUUACCCGAUUUGGUGGGCCACAGUCACAGCAGAGUUCCAGCAAUCAACCGCCUGGGACAGUAGGUAAACAGCAGCAGCAGCAAGGAAACUUCAAUUCUGGCCUUGCUACUGUUCGUAUCACUGGUCGUGAAAUGAUGGGCAGGAGGCCAUCACAUGGUGGUGGCAGUGGCGGCGGCGCAGGUGGUGCAGGUAGUUCCUACAGAUGAAGCUCAUGAGUUCAACUGAACUUCCGUUAUUGUUUUAGGUCAAGGUAAAAUUUUUGGUUCAUUGUAUAUCAUAUAAUUGCUGUAAUAUAUGAAGCCUCUUUUAGAGAGGGAGGAAAAACAUAAGUUGUAUGCAGUAUAACUUCCAG